UAAGCGAGCUGCAUGAUGAUCGUUUCGAUUGUUCUUUUUAUUUUCUCUGUAUUGUGACUGUUACUGACGUGUUUCUGACGUCUUAAUCUUUUUCCCAUUUCUAAACGGUGAAUUUUCCGCCGUUUCUCCUGUUGCCAAUUCGUGAUGCCCAAAUGAACAACAUUCAUCAAUUUGGAAUAAAGCCGACUUAUUCUCCAGGCUUGGUACCGUCUGCCCCACUCUACUAUAGCGCGAGUCCAAUGGACGGUCAACCACACAACGCCUUUUCGCCAGGUUUCUCAAGCGAUAAAAUACCGCCCAGUGAAGUGGCUGCCUAUAAACGCCAGUCGGAUGGGCCGAUUUUAUGGUUUGCAGCUCCACCUGUGAAUGUGACGCCUGUACGUGGUCCUGUUCAUUCAAUGGAAUAUUUGCGAUACAAAAACUCCCGAUAAGGAGUUUGGUUUCAAUUCUCUGCUUUGUUCCAAUAUUUUGGGCGAUUUUUAUUUUUUAUUUGGUUGUUUAUCCGAGGAUGUAGGAACUAAUGGGGGG
Radiomyces spectabilis is the source of this 528-nucleotide messenger RNA. RefSeq lists its product as uncharacterized. The transcript has 3 exons. The coding region runs from base 153 to 431 and encodes 92 amino acids. The record is from RefSeq and is a predicted model, not a curated record. Lineage: Eukaryota; Fungi; Mucoromycota; Mucoromycetes; Mucorales; Radiomycetaceae.